Prosopis cineraria is the source of this 1902-nucleotide messenger RNA. Its product is annotated as endo-1,4-beta-xylanase 5-like. The record is from RefSeq and is a predicted model, not a curated record. The transcript is spliced from 7 exons. NCBI's taxonomy places the organism in Eukaryota, Viridiplantae, Streptophyta, Magnoliopsida, Fabales, Fabaceae. Gene Ontology annotation, biological process: carbohydrate metabolic process. The coding region runs from base 85 to 1800 and encodes 571 amino acids. Gene Ontology annotation, molecular function: hydrolase activity, hydrolyzing O-glycosyl compounds.
CUUCUUUUUCUAUCUCUGAACCAACCAGAGUUAUUGCUUGCUUAUCUGAUGAUGAACUGAAACAAAUUGUAAGAAAACAAAAUCAUGAAAAUCCUUCUUCUUCUGGUUUUCAUUCUUCUCGCAGGAUUUGAAGCCAAAGUUUUAACCUAUGAUUACACAUCUAGUAUUGAGUGUUUGGAGCACCCUCAAAAGCCUCAAUAUGGUGGAGGAAUCAUCCAAAACCCAGAAUUGAAUAAUGGACUCGAAGGUUGGAGCGCAUUUGGCAGUGCGAGAAUAGAGCACAGAGAGUCAAGAGGCAACCAUUAUAUUGUGUCCCAUAGCAGAAAUAAUCCCUAUGACAGUGCCUCCCGAAAGAUUUUUCUGCUAAAGAAUAGGCUAUACACAUUAUCAGCAUGGAUACAAGUGAAUGAGGGAAAUGUGACAGUAAAAGCAGUUGUUAAAACAGUCAAUGGAUUCAAACAUGCUGGGGCUACUGUUGCUAAAUCAAAUUGCUGGUCUAUGCUUAAGGGUGGCCUCACAGCAGAUUCAUCGGGACCAGCUGAGCUCUAUUUUGAGAGCCAUAACAUAUCUGUGGAGAUAUGGGUAGAUAGCAUUUCCUUACAGCCCUUCACACGCAAACAAUGGAGGUCUCAUCAGUACCAGAGUAUUGAAAAGAUACGCAAGAAAAGAGUGCUACUCCAAGCCGUUGAUGAACAAGGUAAUUCCCUGCCAAAUGCGACCAUAUCCAUUGAACAGAAGAACCCAAGUUUUCCAUUCGGUAGUGCAAUAAACAAAUACAUCCUCAACAACGAAGCAUACCAGAGUUGGUUCACUUCUCGGUUCAAAGUCGCCACGUUUGAGAACGAAAUGAAGUGGUACAGCACAGAACGCAAUCAAGGCCAAGAAGACUACUCCAUAGCAGAUGCCAUGCUUGAGUUUGCCAAGCAACACAACAUUGCAGUUCGCGGCCACAACGUGUUUUGGGAUGAUGCUCAUUACCAACCUGGUUGGGUCCCUUCACUGUCACCAGAUCAGCUUAACUCAGCAGUUGAGAAGAGGCUAAGUUCAGUUGUGUCAAGGUUCAAAAACCAACUCAUUGCUUGGGAUGUUGUUAAUGAAAAUAUGCACUUCAGGUUCUUGGAAAGUAAAUUAGGACAGAAUGCUUCAGCUAGGAUUUACAAUGAGGUUCACAAGAUUGAUGGAGAAACCACUUUGUUUUUGAAUGAGUUUAAUACUAUUGAGGAUUGUAGAGAUGGUUCAUCAACCCCAGCAAACUAUAUCAAGAAGAUAAGAGAAAUCCAAAGCUAUUGUGAUUAUAGUGGAUUCAAUAUUGGAAUAGGGCUUGAGUCUCAUUUCUCUACUCUCAACUUGCCUUACAUGAGAGCUGCUAUGGAUACUCUUGCUGCCACUGGAUUGCCUAUUUGGCUUACAGAAUUGGAUGUUACAAGCCAACCCAACCAGGCAGAGUAUUUAGAGGAGAUUCUGAGAGAAGCAUACUCUCACCCAAGUGUAGAGGGAAUUGUACUUUGGACAGCAUGGAGACCAGAAGGGUGUUACAGGAUGUGCUUGACUGAUAACAAUUUCAAAAACUUGCCUACUGGGGAUGUUGUGGAUAAGCUUCUUCAAGAGUGGAGGGAUUCAGAAUUGAUUGCAGGGAACACAGAUACUAAAGGCUUCUUUGAAGCCUCCCUUUCACAUGGUCAUUAUCAUGUCAAAGUUACUCAUCCUGUUAUGAAUAAUAAUUUUGCUUCAUUUCAGUACUUAAAAGUCAUGCCUGCUGCUGAAUCCUUGCAAACAGCUAUGUUCAAACUUGCUGCUUAGUUUAGCAUUUUUGUCACCAAAAUAAGUGUUUAAUGUUUUUUUUUUUUUGGUUAAUAUGUAUACAUUUGUAGACUUGUUUGGUACACACAACAAAAUGAGAAG